This is a messenger RNA of Drosophila grimshawi, 4145 nucleotides long. RefSeq names its product SUN domain-containing protein 2 (gene smash). Gene Ontology annotation, biological process: positive regulation of stress fiber assembly; regulation of focal adhesion assembly. Gene Ontology annotation, molecular function: myosin II head/neck binding. Bases 59 to 2992 code for a protein of 977 amino acids. The transcript is spliced from 7 exons. NCBI's taxonomy places the organism in Eukaryota, Metazoa, Arthropoda, Insecta, Diptera, Drosophilidae. The record is from RefSeq and is a predicted model, not a curated record. Gene Ontology annotation, cellular component: stress fiber.
ACAGCACAGCCAGCACCAGCUGCGGCACGGGACAUGGAAUUUAGUUUACAUAGUUUACAUGCUUACUGCCAGCAAAAGUUGUUGCAAGUUUACAAUUUUCGAGAUCAACGAAGCUCUUGAUUUGGCGCUGGAAGCUAUUGACAGGGAGGCCAGCCGCACGCAGGAGGAGAUGAAGGAGUUGAAGGGGCAACAAAAUACUGAAAACAAAGUGCAUAUGCAGGAGGAGGUGAAGGAGCAGGAGCAGGAGCAGGUGAAGCAGGAUAAGAAUACGGAUGCAGAUGAAGAGAAUGUGGAGAUGAGGGCGGGAGAGGAGUCAAAUGCCGCGAUGCCAAAUAAAACCGAUGAGCAGAAAACGGAGGAGGAGCAGGAAAGACAGGAAGUAAAGGAACUGCAGACAGUUGAUAGACAGGAGCCCAUCUAUGAGAACAUCAGCUCGUCUAUAUCUAUACAACAAGUAGAUAAUGACCAAGCAGCGAUCACGAUGUUAACAAGACGAAGUCAAAGAAGAAGCAUUCCAAAUAAAAGCAACAAUAACAAUAACAAUAACAACGAGCAUAAUCAAACUAACAAUAAUAACAAUAACAAUAACAAAAACAACAACAGCAACAAUCAAAUUGACACCACAACAACAACAACAAUCAUAGCAGCAACAACUAGCGCUGACUUGGAACCCUAUUAUCAGGUACCGAAAGCAACAGAACCCUACUACGAUGCACCCAAACAUCUGCGUCCCAUACCCGUCUACGAGAACAUUGACGUCUUCUAUACGGGCCUGGAGCUGGGACACAGUGUUGCGUCAAUGGCGCCAGCGCUGGAGCCGCCCAAGGAGAAACCGCCGCCACCACCAAUUGAGCCGCCGACAGAUAUUGCGGCUGCUGCUGAUGAUGAGCUAGAUGCUGGCACCUGGUCAUCCGACAACACGUACGAAACCAUUUCCAGUAACACGCGUCGCCAGCUCCAGAGUCAGGCAGGUCAGGGCACGCCCAUAGCACAACCAUCGCCGCCCAUCAAGCGGAUGAACUCAACGAAGCGCAUCAAGAAGGAGCUGCGCAAUAAACGAUCCAGCUUCCUGGGCAUCGAGACUGAUGCCGAUCUCGAUGAUGUGGACAGCUACCUAGAGUUAACGGUAGCGCCGCCACCAGAUAUGGCCCAGCUGCUGCAGGAGGAGCGACGUCUCGAGAAACAGCUCUACAUUAAGGCGGCUCUGUGUGACAGUUCAGACACAGGUGAAAGUCGCGAUUCGGGUGUCUCGGAGAACCAUUCGCGGCAAAGCAGUGAGCACUACACCAACUCAUCGGAGGAGAACGACACACAGUCGGAGGCGACGCCGCCACCAAUGCCGCCACCACCAACGCAGUCGCUGGUGCCGUCGCAGCACGGCGAUGUCAUCUAUCAGAAUGAGACGCUGCAUGCCGCACAGACGCCGCUGCUGCAAACGGUAAAGGGCAACUCAGCGGAGUCGUGGACGGAAUCGGCAACAGCGGCAGCGGCCGCAACUCAAUCGCUGAGCGAGGCAACUGCCACGGCCAAUGCGAAGAUGCUGUCCAUUGAGGAGAAGAUACGCGAACAGGGCGAAGUGCUGCGCGUGGAGCGGGAGCUGCUGCAGUUUUCGCAGGAGGAGUUGAAGCGGCAGCGGGAGAACUUGCUGCUGCGCGAGAAUCUGGCAAGACGAGAACUGCAGCAUGGCGCCAAAAUGCUGAUGUCCAACAAUCGACGCUCGCUGCAGGAUUUGCACCAUGGCCUGGGCAUUGGCAAUGGCAUGCUGAGCGCCUUUCAGCCACCACAGCCUCAGCUGCCACACCCGCAACAGCAGUCAGUGCAACAAAUCUAUGCCAAUGUGCCACAACAGCAGCAGCAGCAGCAACAGCGGCCAGCGCCGCCAAUGCCACAAGCUCUUUCACAGUAUCACUACCAGCAGCUGGACACGGACUAUCGCAAGUCCAUGUCGGAUCUGAAUGAGUUCUCCAAGCGUCUAAUGUUACCGCCACCGACGCCGCCCACAAAGCCACUGCGCGCCAUGCACCUGACCACCAAUGGCCAUGGCCUGGAGCCGGAUUAUGCGGUCAGCAUGCGUCAGCGCAACGGCGUCAACAGCAAUGCCUAUGGCGGUUCUCUGGUCAAGAUUGCGGGCGCACCGAUGCCAGCAGCAGCAGGAGGAGCAGUUCCUGCACCACGGCUAACUGCUAAUCUGGCAGCCGCCUAUCAUCAUCAGUCGGCACAAAAUCUGAGCAACAUGUCGCGCAACACGCUGCUCGCACUGAGCGCCACACCCAAGCCCAAGUACACUGACGGCUGGGUGCAGGUGCAGCAGCAGCAACAACAGCAACGGAAUCUGGCCAAUGAUGCCGCUUGGCUGCAGAAGCGCAAAUCAAUGCCCGACUACAAUGGGGCGCUGUACAACAAUGGACAUGCCAAUCACUGGCUACUCCAGGAAGCCGAGCAUCGUCGCCUACUCGAGCAGCAGCAACAACAGCAGCAGUUACAGCUGAACAGGCGCUCCAUGCCCGUCGCCCCAUCCAAUGGCAAGCCGCUGCCCGAUUCCAUCAUCCAAACGCUUACAGAGCGCGUCCAGAGCAAGGGCAUUGGCGAACGCAAGCGCUUUGAUGGCAAUGGCAACUACAGUCUGUUGAAUAGUAAUGGCAUAAAUGGAAUAAAGCCGCUUGGCAACAACAAUAACAACAACAACAGCAACAGCAACAACAGCAGCAACAAUAGCAACAGCAAUAUCACUGCCAGCAGCAAUCAGGACAAGGUGCUCAGCGUUAGUGGCAAGAAGAAGUGCUCGCAUUGUGGCGACGAAUUAGGUCGCGGAGCUGCCAUGAUCAUUGAAUCGUUGCUGCUGUUCUAUCACAUCAACUGCUUCAAGUGCUGCGUCUGCCACGUGCAACUGGGCGAUGGACUCAAUGGCACCGAUGUCCGUGUGCGGAACCACAAGCUCCAUUGCCAGAACUGUUAUUCCAGCGACGAUGGCAUCAAAUUCAGUUGUGUCUAAGCUCUAAGCGGGACUCUGGACAUGCAUGCGUAGACUUAGAUUCAGUAGUUGUUAUAGCUCAUUUGUUGCAACUUUCGAUUGUUGUUGUUGUACUAAUACAUACAUAUAUACAUGCUUACAUACAUACAUACAUAAAUACAUAUAGUAUAUGUUAAAUGUUAAACAAAAUGGAACCAUAAAGUCAAUAUGAAUAUGAAAUGUUUUCAGCUUAACGUUAAUCAUCGAAUGCAGCGUUCAAUUUUGUAAAUUGCAUUAGAAUGAUAAUGUUUUCGAUUCGGAUUUUAACUUUUUAUAUAUUAUAUGUAUACAUAAACGCGAUAACGAUAUAUAUAUGUAUAUAUAUAUACAAUCCAAACUCUCUCGCUCUGAUGUUUUUUGCAAAAUCAAAGUCAAUUUUUUAAAUACAUAUAAUAUAGAUAAAGAUAUGUAUCUGUAUAUCAAAAAAAUUUAAUGUGUGUUGAAACAUAUAGACGAAAAAUUUCUAUGAAUGUUGUUAAAUUUUUUAAAUAUUGUAUAUUGCCCACAUUUACAUGCAUACAUAUAUAUAUAUACUUACAAACAUAUAUACGUAUUUAUGUAUACUGUACAUUAAAUAAUGUACAUGCUGAAUUGUUUAUUAGCAGAUGAAUUUACUUAUGCACAUUUUAUUUUUCAUUAAUUUAACAACACUGUAAACUACCUUUGAAGAUUUGCAACACGCCCAGCUCCUAAAUACCAUACGAAACCUUCACGACGUACCCAAUGUACCUAAAAUGAUGUAGUACAUACAUACAUACAUACAUACAUACAUACAUACAAUUAUACAUACAAACAUAAACGAGCAUACACUAACAAAUUUACAAACAUAUAUCUGCAUAACUAAAGCGAUUUAAAUUCUAAUUGUCGUUAUUAUUUGUAUAACUGGAAACAAAAAAUAUUGUAUUUAACAUAUUUGUAUUUUCUUAUUCUUAUUUAUUGUAAUUAAGCAUAAAUUUCAUGAAAAUGCAUGAAUGUUGUAAACAUUUCGGAAUGUUAUCAACAUCAUUCAAUCUGAUUUUGAUGCGCAUUAAUUUAAAUACCAAUUUUAACAAUUAAUCGGUAUGUGAAACACUUUUUCUGUAAAAAGGCAGCUUGAAUUUCGUUUAGUUUUAAAUAAAAUACAUACAUAUUUCAA